AUGAAUGAUCCUCUCGUCGAUAUCUGGCUCAUUACAGGAAAGGAUGGAAGAAUUUUCUCCGCUCAUUGCCUGGGCUGUAAGGCAGGACUAGCGGAAUCGUGUUCACACAUUGCCAGUGUCUUAUUUUAUAUCGAAUGCUGGACUCGAAUCAACGGAAAGCUGGCUUGUACGCAAGUAAAAUGCUCAUGGCUCCUUCCAACUUAUGUAAGUAAUGUGGCCUAUGCUAGGGCAAAAGAAAUCGAUUUUUCUUCUGCUAAAAAGUUAAAAGAAAAACUUGACGAUAACAUUGAAUCUUUUAAUGAAUAUUCUCAAUCUCGAACUGUUGGAGACGCAACGAACAAGAUCACGACCCGGAGCGGAGGAUGUGUCGGAGUUUUACAAAAAGCUGAAUCAGUGUGAAACAAAAGCUUCAAUAUUAAGUUUGAUCGACCCAUAUGCCAAUCAAUUUAUUUCAAAAAGCAGAAACAUUCCAGUUUUAACAGAUCUUUACGAAUCAAAUAAUUUAGAUCUGAAAUACCCCGAACUUUUACGGAAAUAUUUAGAAGUUAAGAUAAACAUUUCAGACGAAGAGAUUGACAUCGUCGAACAGGACACGCGCACUCAAGCUAAAAGUCCAGGAUUUUUUAGGCAUCGUGCUGGCAGAAUUGGAGCCUCUGUCUGUGGUGCUGUGUUCCAUGGAAAUCUUGCACAGCCUUCUCAAAAUCUAAUUUAGUCUAUCUGCUAUCCGCAUCUAUUUAAAAUAAACAACAAGGCAACCAAACAUGGUUGUAAAUACGAGGAACAAGCUAUCAAAAGUUAUGAACACCACAUGAAAUCGCUACACACCAACUUUCAAAUUAAAAGAUGUGGACUUUUCAUAAACAAAGACUUUCCUUUUAUACAUGCUACACCAGAUUUUCUAAUAUCGUGUGACUGCUGUGGAUUGGGCUGCGGGGAAGUUAAAUGCCCCAUUUCCGUCACAAAUGGUAACUUCAACGAAUACAGCCUGAAAGCAAGCUCUUGCCUCGAAAAUGUGAAUGGAGUAUUAAAGUUAAAGAAAUCCCACAACUAUUACUAUCAGGUACAGCAGCAGCUAUUUACAUUGCCUGAUCGAAAGUAUUGUGACUUUGUUGUUUUUGCCAUUGAUUCUGAUGGGAACUCACAUGUUUUAUGUGAUCGAAUCAACCCUGACCCAUCCCACUCAAGCGGUGUUAUGAAAAAGAUCGAAACAUUUUGGAGAAUUUGCAUUCUUCCAGAAAUGCUUGGAAGAUGGUACACCAGACGGUGUGAUCUACCUGAAAGCAAACUCAUUGAUAAUGUCAUAUGUUUUUGUAGGGGACAGCCUAAUGAUGACAUUGUAUCCUGUACCAAUGCUGACUGUCCAUAUGGACAAUUCCAUACUAAAUGCCUUUCUUUACAUAAUGUGAAAAUGCCAAAGCAAUGGUACUGCCCUCACUGCUGUAAACUACCACAGCUCAAAAAACGGGCAAAGGCUAAAGUUGCACCAUCUCAGGUAAACCAGGCUGCUAUGUUAAAAACUACAAUUUGUAUCUGUAAUGAAAAGGCAACCAUGACUGAUAGACUCAUUGAGUGCCACAAUGUAAACUGCAGCAAUGGAAAUUUCUUCCAUCUGAAAUGCUUGGGGUUGAAAAGAAUGCCUAACAAUUCCAAGACAACAUGGCUAUGUAAUAUCUGCCGAGGAAAAAAGGGCAACACAAUGCCUUGUGAUAAACCUACCACUUCUACUUCUACAACACCUAUUACAAAUCCUAAAUCACCUGCAACAACAUCAAACUUAUCAGAUGAUGAUGAUAGUGAAGAUGAAAUAGAAAUUACAAAAGUGUCAACUAGUUCUGGUUCUGUUAACAAGUAUGCUAUUCUGGCUAAUUUAAACAAUGCAGAUUAUGACAUCAUUAGUGAUCCUGCUGGAUGGCUUACUAGUGACAUUAUCCAAUAUGCUCAAGUCCUGAUAAAAGAAGUUAACCCAGCAAUUGAGGGCUUACAACGACCAACUCUUGGAAGAGUCAGAAACUUUGAUGUAGUGUCUAGUGAAUUUAUUCAGAUUCUACACACUGGAAGUGAUCACUGGGUCUGUGUUAGCUCACUGGGCUGUCCACCUGGAUAUGUUCACCUGUAUGAUAGUUUAUAUCAUGAUGUUAUAAGUCAAGAAAUAGAGGAACAAACCAAUGACCUCCUAGGUGGAAGUUUGAUUAGUUUAGAUUUUGUACCCGUCCAGCAACAGAGCAAUGGUAGUGACUGUGGGUUUUUUUCUAUUGCAUUUGCCACAUGUUUAGCUUUUGCUACUAAUCCAAGUCACUUUACUUUUGACAUUCCCAAAAUGCGCUCACACUUAUUAUCAUGUCUCAAAGAUGAGACAAUUAGCAUGUUUCCAUCCUUCUAA
Molecule: messenger RNA, 2380 nt
Organism: Nematostella vectensis (starlet sea anemone)
Lineage: Eukaryota; Metazoa; Cnidaria; Anthozoa; Actiniaria; Edwardsiidae
Exons: 1
Coding region: 809-2380 (523 amino acids)
Biological process (GO): proteolysis
Molecular function (GO): cysteine-type peptidase activity
Source: RefSeq, a predicted model, not a curated record